AUGGUUCGCGCCGCUUCGCCUUCGUACAUCUCCUCGACCGAGGUGGAGCAGAUGAUUCUUUCGAGUCCGAAUCCCGAUUCGUUCCUCAUCAUCGGUAAGAUCUCACUCAGUCGGAGCAGUUUUUCGGCAUGAAAAGACCCCACAUCCACCCUCAUAGCCCACACGCCCCGACACUGAACCCCCACAUCCCCUUCCCACCUCAGACGUACGAACGUCCGAUUUCCCCGGUGGCAACCUCCCCCGAGCUUUAUGGCUCUCCUCCCGUCUCUUCUCCUCCCCCACCUCCGUUCAAUCCAUCAUUUCAACCCACAUCAAGCCUCGACUUCCUCAAGGCCUCAACACAGUGAUCAUGCAUUGCAUGCGCUCGCAAUAUCGCGGACCUAUGGCCGCUCAAGCGCUGUGUGAGCAUGAUGAUUGGCCCGAGGGAGUGCAAGUCAAGAUUUUGGAUGGGGGUUAUAGGGGGUGGGAGAAGAAGUAUAGAGGGAGGAAGGAGUUGUUUGAAGGCUUGGGUGGGGAGAAGGGGGAUGUGGUGGGCCUGAGGAGGGAGGGGGUUGCCAAGGACGAGUUGGAUCAGGUGGAGGAGUUGCAUAGUGUAGAACUGAGGAAGGCCAAGGGGGAGUGA
Molecule: messenger RNA, 622 nt
Organism: Microbotryum saponariae
Lineage: Eukaryota; Fungi; Basidiomycota; Microbotryomycetes; Microbotryales; Microbotryaceae
Source: the annotation of a GenBank genome assembly